This is a messenger RNA of Gossypium arboreum, 1767 nucleotides long. Its product is annotated as eukaryotic initiation factor 4A-10-like. NCBI's taxonomy places the organism in Eukaryota, Viridiplantae, Streptophyta, Magnoliopsida, Malvales, Malvaceae. Gene Ontology annotation, cellular component: cytoplasmic stress granule. The record is from RefSeq and is a predicted model, not a curated record. Gene Ontology annotation, molecular function: ATP binding; translation initiation factor activity; RNA helicase activity. The transcript is spliced from 5 exons. The coding region runs from base 336 to 1577 and encodes 413 amino acids. Gene Ontology annotation, biological process: cytoplasmic translational initiation.
GCUAGUCCACUAAGGAGAAAGAGAUAUCUAUCACAUUAAAACCUAAUAAAAGACAACUCAAAACGCUUUUAUAUUGCUGCUUUGCGUUUUCUAUCAACACUUCUCUCCUCUCUCAAAACUCCGCGGCGCAGAUCCGAGGAGUUUGGGAAACCCUAUCUCUCUCUAAAUAUCAACCGAAAAAAGCUCAAAAAACUACCCUUUCUUCCCCCCUCUCUCUCUCUCUCUCUCUCUCUCUCACACACACACACACACACUUCCUCUCAUUCUCUUUCUUUCCAACCUUUCUAUACUCCUUUUUUCCCCAUCGCUCCUACUGUUUUCAUCUGCUUCAAGUCAUGGCAGGUUUGGCACCGGAAGGAUCCCAAUUUGAUGCUCGCCAAUAUGAUCAGAAAAUGACUGAGUUGCUCCAAACUGAUGGAGAUGAUUUUUUCACAAGUUAUGAUGAAGUUUAUGACAGUUUUGAUGCCAUGGGACUUCAAGAGAAUCUUCUGAGGGGUAUCUAUGCGUAUGGUUUUGAGAAGCCUUCUGCAAUUCAACAACGAGGUAUUGUUCCAUUUUGCAAGGGUCUUGAUGUUAUUCAGCAGGCACAGUCUGGAACUGGGAAGACAGCAACUUUCUGCUCUGGAAUUCUACAACAACUUGAUUAUGCUAUGGUCCAAUGCCAGGCUCUGGUUUUGGCACCCACUAGGGAGUUGGCACAACAGAUUGAGAAAGUGAUGCGGGCUCUUGGUGAUUACCUUGGUGUUAAGGUCCAUGCUUGUGUUGGGGGGACAAGUGUUCGUGAGGACCAGCGCAUUCUUCAAAGUGGUGUUCAUGUUGUUGUUGGCACUCCUGGUCGUGUCUUUGACAUGUUGAGGAGGCAGUCACUCCACCCAGAUUAUAUUAAGAUGUUUGUUUUGGAUGAGGCUGAUGAAAUGCUUUCUCGUGGUUUUAAGGAUCAGAUCUACGAUAUCUUCCAGCUGCUGCCAGCCAAGAUUCAGGUGGGAGUAUUUUCUGCCACAAUGCCACCUGAAGCCCUUGAGAUCACUAGGAAGUUCAUGAACAAACCAGUGAGAAUUUUGGUUAAGCGUGAUGAGCUCACCCUCGAGGGUAUCAAGCAGUUUUAUGUGAAUGUUGAAAAGGAGGAAUGGAAGCUUGAAACUCUUUGUGAUCUCUAUGAGACCCUUGCCAUCACCCAGAGUGUCAUUUUCGUGAACACAAGGCGCAAGGUUGACUGGCUAACUGACAAGAUGCGAAGCCGUGACCACACAGUUUCUGCCACCCAUGGAGACAUGGACCAGAACACUCGUGACAUCAUCAUGCGUGAAUUCCGCUCCGGUUCUUCUCGUGUUCUCAUCACAACUGAUCUCCUUGCUCGUGGUAUUGAUGUGCAGCAAGUGUCUCUAGUCAUAAACUAUGAUCUGCCGACUCAACCAGAAAACUACCUCCACCGUAUCGGACGAAGUGGAAGGUUUGGAAGGAAAGGUGUUGCCAUUAACUUUGUGACUAAUGAUGACGAGAGAAUGCUGUAUGACAUCCAGAAGUUCUACAAUGUGAUCAUUGAGGAGCUGCCGUCAAACGUCGCUGAUCUCCUUUGAUGAGAUUACCUUUUUUGAAAGAUUAUUUGAGGCAAAGGGUUUUGUUGUUUUGCAAGUCCUAUUUUAACGUGCGCUUUUCUUGUUUCUUUUUUUUUUUUUUUUCUUCCUUUCUAGUUUCUUAAGUUAAUGUUGUUCUUAAAAACAUAUUUGACCAUUUUAAUGAUAUGGUUCCUGCACAUUUUCCAGAUAA